AUGACUUGCGACCCCUUAACGAAACGGACAUUGAUUCUACUGUUGAACGUUCAUGGGAUUAUCACAAUCAUUGCUUUGCUCGGGAGUUAUUUCGUGAUAAGAGCGUUUCACAAAUUUCGCAACCUGCGAACUGCUUCCAACAACAUUCUGGUGAGUUUGUCUAUCGCCGACGGCUUAUUAGCGAUUCCCUUGAUUCUUGAUAUCAUUCAGUUAUGCCUUGACUAUAAUGGUGGGAAUCUUUCAUGUAUUCUUAAACGAGUACGCGGAACUGUGACCUUGUUCCUCCCUUCGGUCAUUGUUCUUCAUCUCACCUUAAUGAGUUCAGAACGGUUCAUUGCCAUCAAGUUAGCUUUAAGAUACCAGGCCAUAGUGACCAAACGUCGAGCACGGAUUGUUUCCAUCGUGAUGUGGCUAUGGGCUCUGGUCGUUACUGUGGCUGUCCCA
Molecule: messenger RNA, 444 nt
Organism: Porites lobata
Lineage: Eukaryota; Metazoa; Cnidaria; Anthozoa; Scleractinia; Poritidae
Source: the annotation of a GenBank genome assembly